GCGACAUGGUGCAUAGAUAAUCACACUGAACUGUGAUCUAUUUAAGCAGGUCAAUAUUUAGAGCAUAACAAUGAAUCCAAAUUUGGUGGAUCGUAUUCUGAACAUGUGCAAAUCAACUGAACCACUCAAGAUAAAUCUGCCAGUUCCCUCUAUUAAACAACACGUAAAUAAAGAUGUAUUAUAUCAAGAAUUUGAUUCUCAUGAUACUGGCCAAUGUAGUAAGGAAUCAGAAACAGAGUAUGUAAAGGAAUAUAUACAUAAAGAAGAACAAAACUAUCUACAGAUGAAAAACAGCAUGUUUUCCAACAAUGACAAUCACAUAGACAACAUAUCAGAGAUAUCUGGAGAAAUAGCAAUUCGUAAGGAAGAUACUAUUCGGCUUUACCAAACGUACAACUUUGCUUAUCGGCCCAAAAAUAAUUUAGCUAUUCUGUCUAUGAGAAAUAAAGUUGUGUCUAUGAUUGCGAGUAAUUCUGUUGUCAUUAUUCGUGGUUCCACUGGUUGUGGGAAAACGACACAAGUGCCACAACUUAUUCUUAAUGCAGAAUUUGAAAAGAUGCAACACUGCAAUAUCAUAGUAACUCAGCCAAGACGCAUAGCUGCCAUGAGCAUUGCAAAACGGGUAAGUCAAGAAAGAGACUGGCCUGUUGGUACACUUGUGGGGUAUCAAAUGGGUUUAAUCAAGAAUGUAAACCGCGACACUCGCAUAACGUAUUGCACAACUGGUGUGCUUUUAAAUAAGCUUACGAACAAGAAGCAUAUGAUGGAUUAUACUCAUGUUAUAUUGGAUGAAGUACACGAACGCGAUGAAGAUAUGGAUUUCCUUCUGUUGAUAGUAAGGAAGUUAUUACGUACAAAUUCUCCGAUGGUUAAAGUUAUACUGAUGUCUGCGACAAUUAACGUGGAUAAAUUUUCUGCAUAUUUUUCGACGCCCUUGGAAAAUAAACUUAUACCUGCGCCGAUCAUUGAUAUACCCAAAGGUGGCCCUUAUGAAAUUUCUGUGUAUUACUUAGAUGAGUUAGACAAUUUGGGUGUUGUACCUGAAGUACCCGAGGAACCAAAAUUCAUGAUCUCUGUAGCAGAAUUUGCUGCACGUGUUAUAGAAAUUUUCGACAGUAUUGACAAUAAGAAUGAUGCUCCAGAUUAUGAAUUUGAAAGGCCCGCUGUGCUAGUAUUUUUACCAGGAUUUACUGAAAUCGAGGAAUUACGUGCUAUACUUCUAUCAGAAAGAUAUACGGAUACACAAUGGGAUAUAAUUAUUUUACAUUCGUUUAUCUCAACUGAGGAACAAGAAAAUGUAUUUAAGAAACCACCGAAAAGUUAUCGGCGUAUCAUAUUAUCAACAAACAUCGCUGAGAGUAGCAUUACGGUACCCGAUGUUAAAUAUGUGAUUGAUUUUUGCUUGACAAAACUUCUUGUCAUGGAACCUGGAACUAAUUAUCAAUGCCUGCAACUUUGUUGGGCAAGCAAGUCAAAUUGUCAACAACGUGCUGGACGUACAGGCCGUGUAAUGGAUGGUAGAGUAUACAGAAUGAUACCAAGAAAAUUUUACAAAAAUGUGCUAAACGAAGAAUGUCUUCCGGAAAUACUCAGAGCUCCGCUUGCGAAUGUCGUUCUUAAAACGAAAUUGCUGGAUAUGGGCGAACCGAAAGCUCUUCUCGCACUUUCUCUGGAUCCACCUAAUCUUAGCAACAUACGGGAUACUAUAUUGUUAUUAAAGGAAGUUGGUGCAUUACUUAAUAGAGGUACACACGAAUUUGAUGGGGAUAUAACGCCUUUGGGUCAUAUAAUGGCCAAUCUUCCGUUAGACGUACACGUAACGAAAUUGGUUAUCCUGGGUCAUGUUUUCGGCAUCCUGUCGGACGCAAUUAUUAUUGCGGCUAGCAUGACCGUUAAAGAUAUAUUCAAUAUUGGAUUUCACGAAUUACAGACAACCUAUUACGAGAAAAUGCAUUGGUCCGCUAAGUCCGACAGCGAUAGUAUAGCCUGCUUGAAUGCCUUCAAAGUGUGGCAAAAUGAUAAAGUAAAUCGUCGUAUAAACAGUCAUAAUCAGGAAAAAGAAUGGGCGCGAAAGAAGAGUCUCCGCGUGAGAUCGCUACGCGAGAUGGAUGCCUUUAUAAGUGAGAUAAAACAUAAGUUGUAUCACUUCGGCAUAAAAGAAACUACGGGUCCUGAAAGAAUCACUUGGGAAAGUCUCUUUAUCGAUCGAUAUUUUGUACUCAAAUUCAUAAUCGCCGGUGCAUUUUAUCCUAAUUAUUUCAUCAAAUUUCCAUAUAAUGUAAACGAACGCAUACAAGAGAUAGAGAAGAUGUUAGCUCUUCGCGAUCCGGUGAAUACCAUCAUCCUACGAGGCUGGCCGACGAAACAGCCUGGGUCACUGUACUCUAAGAAGCUCCAGGAAAUCUUUGGACAGCAUGUGCUCGUAGAUUCCAAAGACUACGAGAACAUAACUGUAUCCUUCGAUGGGUCAAAUCGCAUUUAUAUCGAAUAUGAACAAAAGAAUCGCGUAAUGGCAGAUUACAAUUUUGUUCGGAAUUGUAUCAAACUUAGACAAUGUCGGAUGCCGAUCCAAAUAAACUUAUUAAAUCACAAAGAUGCUUGUUGCAUAGCCGAAGAUCUUGGGCUUACGAAGGAUUAUGGAAGACUUGUGUUUCAACAAUUUGCCAAAGAGAACGAAUUGCCAAGCAGACGAUACAUGUACGACAAAAAGCCGUAUCCGGAUUUACCGGAAAAUUACAAAUAUCAAUCCAAGGUGACAUUGCAAGGUCCCCUUUCGCCGAUAGAAGUUAGACUUGUUCAUAUGGUGACUAAGGGAACAACAAAAAGGGUGAACGUGGAAGCCACAUCAGUCAAUUCCGUUCUUCUUGAUACCUGUCCGGAAAAUCCAAAAGGAAUUUUUUUGAUAGCGCAAAACAUCAUUCGAGAUUCUAAGAGUAUGGAUAACCUGACUCUACGGAACACAACCCUCUUACCCACUACACCUGGUCUCAUAUCGCUAAUCACUUUAAUUUUUACACCAUAUAUGGAACUGCGACGUAGUCCUUUGGGCACUUAUUACACAGGUGCUCUAUGUGGACUGGGAUACAAUCGUAUUACAGGGCAAAGCUUGUUUCCAGAUCAUGAUUUAGAAGUUAUGUUUGACGUCGAAAUUGCGAUGAAUGAUUUACGAAUGAUUAACAAGUUACGCCAUUGGAUGAAUGUUGCUAUGCACUUCAAUGUCAGAUCUGAAAUUGUAGACGAUAAUACUCAUCAUGAUAUAAUUGUAAAUUGCCAAAAUCAAGUUAAAAAUGCAUUCAAAGAUGUAAUAUAUAAAACCCGUAACAAAAUAGAGCCAGUUCCAAUCAGUAAUUUUGGCAAAUGGAACCGAUAUGAUGAGACUCUAUUUCUCGUGCCUGCUCGAGAAACAUCGAAGAAAAGUAAUGUCUAUGGUUUACACAAAGCAUUAGAAUUAAAUGAUAGGAACGAUAAUCUGGAAGAAAUGAUUAGACAUCUGUUAGAAUUAGAGGCUUUAGCUCAUCAGGAGCCAAAUGAGACGAGUAUUAUACUCAUUUAUUGCAAACUGUGUUUAAUAGAAGUACGCGGCAUUAUCAACCUUCGUGCACAUUUGUGUUCGGAGCAACAUAUAACGAAACAACAAAUGAUAGAUACAACUUCCGAAUUUGGAGAAAAUCUGCAGAAUAUUCUAGACCAACUGAGGCUAUAA
This is a messenger RNA of Cyphomyrmex costatus, 3703 nucleotides long. Its product is annotated as putative ATP-dependent RNA helicase TDRD9. The transcript is spliced from 9 exons. Gene Ontology annotation, cellular component: intracellular anatomical structure. Gene Ontology annotation, molecular function: ATP binding; helicase activity; RNA binding. Lineage: Eukaryota; Metazoa; Arthropoda; Insecta; Hymenoptera; Formicidae. The coding region runs from base 71 to 3703 and encodes 1210 amino acids. The record is from RefSeq and is a predicted model, not a curated record.